This is a messenger RNA of Phycodurus eques (leafy seadragon), 2481 nucleotides long. RefSeq names its product non-SMC condensin I complex, subunit H (gene ncaph). The transcript has 18 exons. Gene Ontology annotation, biological process: mitotic chromosome condensation. The coding region runs from base 134 to 2203 and encodes 689 amino acids. The record is from RefSeq and is a predicted model, not a curated record. NCBI's taxonomy places the organism in Eukaryota, Metazoa, Chordata, Actinopteri, Syngnathiformes, Syngnathidae. Gene Ontology annotation, cellular component: condensin complex. Gene Ontology annotation, molecular function: chromatin binding.
CACGGGUUCGGCGCAAAAUUCAAAUGCUCGGCAGCAAGAAAAGUUAACGUCUUUUGUUACCUUUUUAGAAACCUUUACUGGAUUUGACACAUUUCAUCAUACUUUGAGCGAGAAUAAUUCACUUUAUGUCAAGAUGAGUACGGCCACCACGCCUGUCUCCCGGGUACGCCAGGGUUGGACAUCCUCAUCAAUGAAGAACAAGUGCCUAUCACCAGCAGCCUGUAGCACACCGUUGCUUGCAGCCUUCCCUGGUAACGAUGAUGAGAAGGAGCGACGUCAGCGCAGGCGGUCAAGAGUAAUUGAUCUUCAAACUGCUACGGAAUCUUCUUUAAAUGAGUCUGCACCCCAUAGUGCCGCAGAGACACCGGCUGCUGUGCCUAAGUUGUCCAACGCUCAAAUCUCAGAACAUUACUCCACCUGCAUCAAACUUUCCACUGAGAAUAAAAUUACAACAAAAAAUGCCUUUGGUCUACAUCUCAUUGAUUACAUGGCUGAUAUUCUUAAACAGAAAGAUUCCGAGCUCACAAACUUCAAGGUGGCAGCUGGGACACUGGAUGCCAGUACUAAGAUCUAUGCUGUCAGGGUUGAUGCAGUUCAUGCUGAUGCCUACAGAGUACUUGGUGGCCUGGGGGCAGAAACCAAACCCGGAGAAGACCAUGGAAUAAUGGAGGAAGAGCAAAUUGAAGAUGCCGAGGUGACUACCAAGCAACCAAAGAAAAAGAGACCCCCAAAGAAGACUGUGGAGCAGAACCUGAGUAACAUAAAUAGUACUGAGUCCGAGAGGAAAUGUGAGAUAGACCCCAUGUUUCAUCGCAUGGCAUCAUCCUUUGAUGAAAGUAGCACAGCUGGGGUUUUCCUGUCGGUUCUCUUCAGUGAAAACAGUCGCUGCGAGCUGCUCUUUCCAUCCCAAAUGAUCCUUCUGCAGUCAGCAUCCUCCUACUCUCCUCCACCUGCAACGGUGGUCCCUGCAGCCCCAUUCAUGGCUGGACUGCAGCGGUCUCAGGAGAAAAGUGACAUCUGCCCCUCUCUGCACAACUUCUCCUUCACAAGCUGGAACCCUGAGCAGACAAUGAACCAACUUUUGGAGAAAAUGAAACAGGGAGAACAUGUUUUUGACGUCAAUGCUGAACCUGAACCCGAUGCUGAAGAAGAGGAUUACCCUGAAUUUGAUGCAGACUACGAGGAGGGUCUGGGUGACUGUCAGGAGGGGCUAAAGGAACAUCGAGACGGGUGUGAGGCCUCGAGCUCUGGAAAAGAACGUGAUGUGAUACCCAUUGGAGAGGGAGAUAUCGCCACUAUGUGUCUGCAGCUGUCCUCUCAGCCCAGAGAGUAUUCGUACUUUAGCCCAAGGACGAUGGCUACGUGGGCCGGACCAGGCUACUGGCAGUUCAAGCCAAAGCACAAGUUGGACCAUUUGCCUGACAAGGAGACACGAAAAAAGAAGCCCAAAAAGACCUUUGAAAUAGACUUCAAUGCUGAUGUCGACUUUGACACCUACUUCCGUACCACAAGAGCUGCCACCACUAUCAGCAAGUCUGCCCUCAGUUCCAGUAAUAAGAAAACAACUCUCCCUGCAGACUUCCAGUUUCCACCAGAGACGCUAUCCCAGCUCAGCCUUAAACCUUCCAUGUUGUUAUGUCAAGAAGCGCAGAAGAGGCUGUCUGGAGAGCUUGGAGAAGGGAUUGGCGACUAUGACUACAACAAUGCCAAUGAUACGGCCAACUUUUGUCCAAGUCUUCAGGCUGCUGACAGUGACGAUGACGUGGAAGUGUUUCCUUACUCUGACGAUACGCAACCUUCAGGCAAGAAUUUUCCACCACCCUCACAAGAAGGCGUCUCGACCUAUGGCGAUGAAGAUCUUGUACCUGAACCACACAGGGUCAAUAAGAUAGAGAUCAACUAUGCUAAGACGGCCAAGAAAAUGGACAUGAAGAGACUCAAGAGCAGCAUGUGGACUCUUCUAAUGGAAAGCCCAGAAAAACCUACACAGGAGGUGGAGGUUACAGAAAAACCUGAGGUUUGUGGUGACAAAGUCUUUAGCCAGACCACAAAGACAUUACUUAAAAGACUUCCCAACACAAUGGCUCAGAACCUUUCAGUACCUUUGGCGUUUGUUGCUCUGCUUCAUCUUGCAAAUGAAAAGAAUUUGGAGCUGGUGAAUAUCGAUGACAUGUCAGACAUCAUCAUCAGGCAAGGCCAUUGAGGAGAAAAGUAUUAACGUAUAGAAAGAGAAUUAGAGUAUGGCAUUUGUAUAUGAUCUUUUAUAACUCGUCUUAAAACCCACUUUUGUUCUUUUACUUUCAACUCAGCGAUGAGACUGCUGUUUUAGGGUUGUAUUGUUUUUAACAUAGCUUUUAAUCUUUUGUUUUAAUUUUUCCCUAUGUUGAACUGUUUUUAUGUUCUAUUCUUAUGUAAUGUACAGCACUUUGUGUGCAGCAGUGGUUAUUUUCAAGUGCCCUAUAAAUAAAUUUUAUUUGAGUA